Molecule: messenger RNA, 1382 nt
Organism: Oryza brachyantha (malo sina)
Lineage: Eukaryota; Viridiplantae; Streptophyta; Magnoliopsida; Poales; Poaceae
Product: WAT1-related protein At4g08290-like
Exons: 7
Coding region: 77-1171 (364 amino acids)
Cellular component (GO): plasma membrane
Molecular function (GO): transmembrane transporter activity
Source: RefSeq, a predicted model, not a curated record
CAGGCAGGGCAGAGCGGCGUGAGCGAGCUAUAUAGGAAGGCAGAUAGUCUUGUAGCCAGCCGAAGCAGGUGAUCGCAUGGAACUUACUGGGAAAUGGAGGAAGGCCAUGCCGUACAUGGCCAUGGUCUUCUUGCAGUUUGGCUUCGCCGGGCUGUUCCUCAUCUCCGUCGCGUCGCUGCGGCAAGGCAUGAGCCACUACGUCCUGGUCGUAUACCGGAAUGCCGUAGCCGCCGUGGUCAUGGCGCCAUUCGCGCUCUGGUUCGAGAGGAAAACAAGGCCAAAAAUGACGCUUUCCGUGUUUUUCAAGAUUAUGGCUUUGGGGCUACUUGAGCCUGUGCUUGACCAAAACUUCUUCUAUAUGGGAGCCAAGAACACGUCGGCAAGCUUCUCAUCGGCACUGACAAACAUAUUGCCUGCUGUAACGUUUGUAAAUGCCAUCAUACUCAGGAUGGAGAGAAUAAGCAUCAAGGAACGACGGAGCCAGGCAAAAAUAGUUGGCACCCUGGUAACAGUGGGCGGAGCUAUGCUUAUGAUACUCUUCAAGGGCCCUGUCAUCAAUUUUCCAUGGACCAAGAAUGCCAAUUACAACGUCGCAGACAAUAGUGGCCAGAACAGUGGCCAUUGGCUUAUGGGUAUCUUCAUGAUUUUAUUAAGCUGCUUUUGUUGGUCUGCCUUCUUCAUUCUCCAAUCAUACACAUUAAGGAAUUACCCGGCCGAGCUCUCUCUAACCACACUGAUAUGCGCCAUGGGUGUAGCACAGAGUGGGGCGAUAGCCCUGGUUAUGGAGCGUGACAUGAAGGCUUGGUUAAUUGGCUUUGAUAUGAGGCUUUUUACUGCUGUCUACUCUGGAAUAAUGUGUUCUGGAGUAGCUUAUUAUGUGCAAGGCAUGGUUAUAAAGGAGAGGGGUCCAGUAUUCGUAACUGCUUUUAGCCCGCUCUGCAUGAUCAUAGUGACUAUUUUGGGUUCUUUCAUUCUUUCUGAGGUUGUUACCUUGGGAAGGGUUAUUGGUGCAAUAAUUAUUGUUGUGGGCUUGUAUGCUCUCAUCUGGGGCAAGAACAAGGACCAUGCCAACCAAGUUGAUCAAGAUGACAAUUUUGAGAAGCACAAAUCUUUUGAGCUACCAUUCUCCACUACUAAUGUUAACAAAACAAGUAAUCUUGAACACAUAUAACAGUCAUUAGGUAAUAACAAGGAAAGCUUCAGUAAUUUACUACAUGGUGACUUUCCUUGGUGAUGCAUGUAUCUUGUCGAUUUAACAAAGACUACCAAAGUAUUCCUGUCUAAUUUUAUGUGCAACGUAUAACUUAGAACUAUUACCUAUUUUACAUAUGUAGUGAAUGGAGUUUCAGGCCUAAGAUGUAUGGGUGUAUCAUGCUAUUUAA